AUGGCCGAUGUUGAACCUACUGUCGUUAGCCAUGCAGUACGUCAUGGCAGAGAGUACGUGGAGUACUCUGACGGUUCACAAUGGACCCGCAAAGUAGAUCGCAAGACGGGCAAGCCCCGUAGUGAAUGGACAGCAAUUGAGGCGCCGGUGGCGCAAGAGACUGAGCCCGCAACCCUGUAUCUCUGUGUUGUCGUUCAACACCAGGCUGAAAAUGAGCCUAAACACUGGUCUUUGUUCUCCUACCGACCUGACGACACAGGGACUGCUAGGGGCCAAGUUUGGCAGGUCAAGGGCGACGCAGAACAUAUGCGCCACCAGCACGCCUCCGACACCGAUAUUCUGAACUCUGCGUCCUUUGCUUGGCCAGAGUCGACCAAAUUGCACGGUCGGAGGCGGCACCGCGUGCCGCAAAUCGGGCUGCUGUGA
Molecule: messenger RNA, 426 nt
Organism: Metarhizium acridum CQMa 102
Lineage: Eukaryota; Fungi; Ascomycota; Sordariomycetes; Hypocreales; Clavicipitaceae
Source: RefSeq, a predicted model, not a curated record